This is a messenger RNA of Psilocybe cubensis, 1347 nucleotides long. RefSeq lists its product as uncharacterized. The record is from RefSeq and is a predicted model, not a curated record. Bases 1 to 1347 code for a protein of 448 amino acids. Gene Ontology annotation, biological process: DNA repair. Lineage: Eukaryota; Fungi; Basidiomycota; Agaricomycetes; Agaricales; Agrocybaceae. Gene Ontology annotation, molecular function: polynucleotide 3'-phosphatase activity; double-stranded DNA binding; ATP-dependent polydeoxyribonucleotide 5'-hydroxyl-kinase activity. The transcript is spliced from 11 exons.
AUGCAAUCGUCCGCACCCAGCGAUCCCCAACCAUCCAGCUCGGCUCUUGAAGCAGGUACCUCAAAAAAGCGAAAAAGCUCCGAAGAACAAUCAGACUCAGCCGUCGCACCAAAGGCGCCUAAAAUCCACCCAUUCUUCUCCAAACGAACCGAAAAGAAGCCGGAAGGGUCUUUUCAGUGGUUAAAGCCUUUGGGCCCGACAGGCUCAUGCUUGCACGGCAUCAAUCUGCACCCAACGGCGUCUGCCAAAGUCGCGGCGCUCGAUUUGGACGGCACGGUUAUCAAGUCCGAGUUUGCGACGAAGAGUGCGGCUGCUGGGAAACCUCCGUCGUGGAGCUGGUGGAGGUCGAUUGUGCCGGAUAAAUUGAAAGAGCUGUAUGAAUCCGGCUUCGCCAUCGUUUUUAUUUCCAAUCAGGCGCUUAAGCCUGUAGCGUUGAAUACGUGGAAGGAAAAGAUACCUCUAAUCGGACAAGCUUUGAGCGAUAUCCCGUUUCGAAUAUUGGCAGCUUCGCAGAAGGAUCAAUACCGGAAACCCAUGCCUGGAAUGUGGCGGGAGAUAGAAAGGAUAUUCAAGGAAGAAGGCGUGGAAAUCGAUAAAUCCGCAUCCUUUUUUGUUGGAGAUGCUGCUGGUCGCCAGUACGUUAAAGCGAAAGGCGAUUUCUCGAGUACAGACCGCAAAUGGGCAGAAAAUAUCGAACUGCCAUUCUUUACGCCCGAGGAAUACUUCCUCAAAUUGCCACCCCAUGAUAAUUAUACUAUGCCUGGCUUCCGAGCAUCAUCUUUACCCAACUUGCCUCUCGUAACACCGACUUCGUCCCCUAUAAUACCCACCCCGCGUCAACAGGAGGCAGUCCUGUUCGUAGGAUAUCCAUGUUUAGGAAAGUCAACUUUUUACCGCCGAUAUUUUCAGCCUGAAGGCUACGUGCAUAUCAACCAAGAUACCCUCAAAACCAGUCAGAAAUGUGCAAAGGUUCUUCAGGAAGCCAUCAAGGAAGGAAAGAGUUGUGUCAUCGACAACACCAAUCGAAAUUCUCCUACACGGAAAACCUAUCUUGACAUUUGUAAAGCCAAUAAUAUCAAGGCCAGAUGUUUCUACUUCACCGGAUCAAUAGAACUAGCGUGGCACAAUAACCUUUACAGAGCCUUUAACAUGCCUCCUUCUGCUGCAGCAAAGGAACCCGAGCGUGCUUUGUUGCCUUACAUCGCGUUUUCUGGGUUUCGCGAUAACCUCGAAGAGCCUACAUUGGCUGAAGGUUUCUCUGAGAUCAAAAAAGUCAACUGGGUCUUUGAAGGGACUGAAGAAGAAAAGAAACACUGGUUAAUGUGGCUUCAGAUUGACGGGAAAUGA